AGAAAAACGAGUGAAGCCAAUGACCCUGGACCUGGUACUUGGAGAGAGAGAGAGAGAGAGUAUAAAACAUCCCUCCGGGAGCCCGUGUGUUGUUUAGUUGCAGCCAUGGCCAGCCAUGCAGCUCUUGUCUCCUCCAGGAUCCCCUCCAACACCAGGUUCCACUCCAAGGCCACACACUGCCACCCCACCCCAUCUUUCACCAAGAGGCUUGAGGUUGCCGAGUUCUCGGGGCUGCGGUCAAGCACUUGUGUGACCUUCGCAACGCAGGGGAGAGAGGCAUCCCUCUCUGAUGUAUUGGCUGCACAAUUGGCUUCCAAGACAGUUGGAGCCAGCCCUGUUAGGGGGGAGACAGUUGCCAAGCUGAAAGUGGCAAUCAAUGGCUUUGGACGGAUCGGUCGGAACUUCCUCCGCUGCUGGCAUGGACGAAAGAACUCUCCUCUUGAUGUUGUGGUCGUGAAUGACAGUGGCGGUGUUAAAAAUGCAUCUCACCUUCUCAAAUACGACUCAAUGCUUGGGACCUUCAAGGCUGAUGUGAAGAUCGUGGAUAAUGGGACCAUUAGCGUUGAUGGCAAGCCAGUCAUGGUUGUCUCGAACCGAGACCCUCUGAAGCUACCAUGGGCCGAACUAGGAAUAGACAUUGUGAUUGAGGGGACUGGGGUUUUUGUCGAUGGACCGGGUGCUGGCAAACAUAUACAAGCUGGUGCUAAGAAGGUUAUUAUCACGGCACCGGCUAAAGGAGCUGAUAUCCCAACAUAUGUCUUGGGGGUGAAUGAAGGUGACUACAACCAUGAGGUGGCAAAUAUAGUUAGCAAUGCAUCCUGCACAACAAACUGUCUGGCUCCCUUUGUGAAGGUUAUGGAUGAAGAAUUUGGCAUUGUGAAGGGUACCAUGACAACAACUCAUUCUUACACAGGGGAUCAGAGAUUGUUAGAUGCAUCUCACCGUGACCUGAGGCGGGCAAGAGCUGCAGCACUGAACAUUGUCCCAACUAGCACUGGAGCAGCAAAAGCAGUGUCACUGGUGCUGCCCCAGCUCAAGGGCAAGCUCAAUGGAAUAGCUCUCCGCGUGCCAACCCCCAAUGUUUCAGUGGUGGACCUUGUGGUUAAUGUUGAGAAGAAAGGAAUCACGGCCGAAGAUGUGAACCAGGCCUUCAGGAAGGCUGCUGAUGGACCAUUGAAGGGAAUCCUUGCUGUUUGUGAUGUUCCACUAGUUUCAGUUGAUUUCAGGUGCACUGAUGUAUCCUCUACCAUUGAUGCAUCGCUGACCAUGGUGAUGGGAGAUGACAUGGUCAAGGUGGUGGCCUGGUAUGACAAUGAAUGGGGAUACAGCCAACGUGUGGUCGAUUUAGCGCAUCUGGUGGCGAGCAAGUGGCCAGGUAUGCCAGUGCAAGGAAGUGGAGAUCCAUUAGAAGACUUUUGCCAAACAAGCCCGGAUACAGAGGAGUGCAAAGUUUAUGAAGCAUAAUUCAUUGAGCUUUAUUAGAAAUCAUUGUGAUGGAUGCAAUGCUUGAUUAGAUGGCUUUAGUUUUAGUUUUCAUCAGAUGACGCUUCUUUUUGAUUGAAAAGUUUGAGGAGAGCAUGAUGACUUUUUGUAAGGCUUAAACAAUCAACUUGAUAUGGUUGGAAAAAACUAUCAUGUACAUGAUUAAUCAACCGAUGAUCCUCGAUAUGAUAGAAUUAUAAAAAUAUCAGUUCUGAUUUCUAACAA
Phoenix dactylifera (date palm) is the source of this 1707-nucleotide messenger RNA. It is a transcript of the gene GAPB, whose product is annotated as glyceraldehyde-3-phosphate dehydrogenase B subunit. Gene Ontology annotation, molecular function: NADP binding; oxidoreductase activity, acting on the aldehyde or oxo group of donors, NAD or NADP as acceptor; NAD binding. The record is from RefSeq and is a predicted model, not a curated record. Lineage: Eukaryota; Viridiplantae; Streptophyta; Magnoliopsida; Arecales; Arecaceae. Gene Ontology annotation, biological process: glucose metabolic process.